AUGAAGGAAGGGGUGGCGACCUUUUCGUUCGGUCGUCCCACCCACUCCAACGAUUUGUUACAAAAAUCGAUUUUCAUUGAGUGUGUAGUGUUAGACACCGGCUCCUUGCACGGAAAUAUUGGUGCAAGCAGAAUGAUUAAGCGAUGUAUACCCGGGGUGCUGUUAUGGUGGUUGCGGUUGCUCUUUACGAGAUUCGGUAAUGGGUUACCCAAGAAUGACUGCCAUCUUGCUUCAUUUGGACUGUCGAUCGAUCUGGUACCACUGUGCAGGUCCACUUUCCAUCAUAAUUAA
Molecule: messenger RNA, 291 nt
Organism: Brugia pahangi
Lineage: Eukaryota; Metazoa; Nematoda; Chromadorea; Rhabditida; Onchocercidae
Source: the annotation of a GenBank genome assembly